GCCCUUCCCCAAGAUGGCGUCGAAGAUGGGUUCGCGACGGUGGAUGCUGCAGCUGAUCAUGCAGCUGGGUUCGGUGUUGCUCACACGCUGCCCCUUCUGGGGCUGCUUCAGCCAGCUCAUGCUGUACGCUGAGAGGGCCGAGGCGCGCCGGAAGCCCGACAUCCCAGUGCCCUACUUGUACUUCGACUUGGGGGCGGCCGUGCUGUGCGCCAGCUUCAUGUCUUUUGGAGUGAAGCGGCGCUGGUUCGCGUUGGGGGCCGCCCUUCAGCUGGCCAUUAGCACCUACGCCGCCUACAUCGGGGGCUACGUCCACUACGGGGACUGGCUGAAGGUCCGUAUGUACUCACGCACAGUUGCUAUCAUCGGCGGCUUUCUGGUGCUGGCCAGCGGUGCUGGGGAGCUCUACCGCCGGAAACCCCGCAGCCGCUCCCUCCAGUCCACCGGCCAGGUGUUCCUGGGCAUCUACCUCAUCUGUGUGGCCUACUCACUGCAGCACAGCAAGGAGGACCGGCUGGCCUAUCUGAACCAUCUCCCGGGAGGGGAGCUCAUGAUCCAGCUGUUCUUCGUGCUGUAUGGCGUCCUGGCCCUGGCCUUCCUGUCAGGCUACUACGUGACCCUGGCUGCCCAGAUCCUGGCCAUACUGCUGCCCCCAGUCAUGCUGCUCAUUGAUGGCAAUGUUGCCUACUGGCACAACACACGGCGCGUUGAGUUCUGGAACCAGAUGAAGCUCCUUGGAGAGAGUGUGGGCAUCUUCGGGGCUGCCGUCAUCCUGGCCACUGAUGGCUGAGUGGCACGGCAAGAGGCCGAGAUGGGCACAGGGAGCCACCGAGGGCCACCCUGCCUUCCUCCUUGCUGGCCCAGUUGUUUCUUUAUGCUUUCUGCUCUGUUGGUUUGGUUCUUUGCUGUGUGUGUAUAUGUGUUGGUAAGAGGCAGGUCUCUUCCCCGGUGCCUGGGCUCGGGCCCUUGGGGGGUGGGAGCCCUGAUGAUGAUGCCUUACAGGGGUUUUUCCUGUUCGUUAGUAGGAGACCUGAGGCCAACUGCUCCCUGGGUCUCCUGUCUCAGAGAAGGGAGUAAGGCAGGGCUCGGGUGGGGGUACUGAGAGUGGGAGACAGAGAAAGGAAGACCAGGAACCGGAAGUGAGCAAAUGUGAAAGAUUCCUUUUUGAGCCUGGCAAGUGCAGCUAGGCUCUAUAGUGUUUUUUGGAGACUGAGAGUGAGUAUGUGUGUUGACGCGGGGAUUGGGCCAGGAGGAGCCGAGAGGCCGGGCACCGCAGAAGUCACGUGAGUUCUCAGGGUAUCCCGGGGGCAGAAGCAGCACUAGCUGUCGCCACACCUUGAAAGCAGAGCAGGCCCCAGUCUGGGGUGUGCAGGGGUAGGGUAGGCAGUGGCCAGCGUCCCGUCUCCUGCCUUCUGUUUCCGGCUCUAUGUUGGCCUGGUUGGGGUGAGUGCCCUCCCAAACACCAGACCACACAGUCCUCCAAAAAUAAACAUUU
Molecule: messenger RNA, 1492 nt
Organism: Neomonachus schauinslandi (Hawaiian monk seal)
Lineage: Eukaryota; Metazoa; Chordata; Mammalia; Carnivora; Phocidae
Gene: TMEM101
Product: transmembrane protein 101
Exons: 4
Coding region: 14-787 (257 amino acids)
Biological process (GO): positive regulation of canonical NF-kappaB signal transduction
Source: RefSeq, a predicted model, not a curated record